Molecule: messenger RNA, 5248 nt
Organism: Chelonoidis abingdonii (Abingdon island giant tortoise)
Lineage: Eukaryota; Metazoa; Chordata; Testudines; Testudinidae
Source: RefSeq, a predicted model, not a curated record
GAGAGUGACGACAAUAACAAACAGCGGCAGCGGCUGCGCCAGGAGGACAGUAGCGGGGCUCGAGCGGCGCCCGGAGUCCCCCAAUCGCCCCCUUGGGUCCGGCGCUUUCCCAAGCUCCCGAGGGAGCCCCCGACCGCGCUCUGCUGGCUGCGGCCGGAGCCCAUCAGCCGGACCCAGCCGCAGUGAGGAGCCGCUGUUGCCGGUCACCGCACGAUGGUGCGCGGGGCCGCCUCGCCGCUGUGGAUGCUGUGUUCUUUCACUUGUACUGAUUUGGGUCUUUUACUCUCACUUUGAACAGUCAUGCCAUUCUGUUGCCAAAAUCAACUGAAGCAAAUGUGCACCUUAUUAUCCUGCCAUGUUUUAAAGAAGGUGGUAGCUCUGUAUAGCUCCUGAAGUUUCUAAAUGAUACUACCAAAGUGGAAGGUAUAAACUUCAGGAACACACAGAAGUCAUCAUGAAGUUAUAUGUAUUUGUGGUCAACACUGGAACUACCCUCACCUUUGACACAGAACUUGCGGUACAGAAUGUGUCUGACCUUAAACAUGCAAUCCAAACCAAGUAUAAGAUUGCCAUUCAGCACCAGGUGCUAGUUGUCAAUGGAGGGGAGUGUAUGGCAGCAGACAGAAGGGUCUGUAGUUACAGUGCUGGAACAGACACAAACCCAAUUUUCCUGUUUAACAAAGAGAUGAUCUUAUGUGAACGCCCACCAGCUAUUCCCAAAACCACAUUUUCAGCAGAGAAUGAGAUGGAAUUAAAAGUUGAAGAAUCUCUCAUGAUGCCUGCGGUGUUUCACACGGUAGCUUCGCGGACACAGCUUGCUGUGGAAAUGUAUGAGGUUGCAAAGAAGCUUUGUUCCUUUUGUGAAGGUCUGGUCCAUGAUGAACAUCUUCAGCACCAAGGCUGGGCUGCCAUAAUGGCCAAUUUGGAAGAUUGCACAUAUUCUUAUCAAAAGCUGCUUUUCAAGUUUGAAAAUGUAUAUUCAAACUAUCUGCAGUCCAUAGAUGAUAUUAAGCUGAAACUCACACACUUGGGGACAGCUGUUUCUAUAAUGUCCAAGAUCCCGCUGCUGGAGUGCCUAACCAGACAUAGUUACAGAGAGUGUUUAGGAAGAUUGGAUUCUUCUGUUGGGCAUGGAGGGGCAGAAAGUGAAGAAACCGAAGAUGAGAAGUCUGCUGAACUGGUGCUUUCUUCUGAUAUACCUAGAGUUCACAAUAAAUCACUUUUAGGCUCAUUUUGCAAGUCUGUGGAACAUUCAGCCCUGGACAGCACAGAUCCUGGAAAUGUCAAAGAAGAUAGGGAAUCCAGUCAAAACACUACUGUUGAGGACAGUAAAACUUCAGUGGAGCUUAACGAGACUGAUCUGCCUUCUUUCAAUGUCUCUCUGUUGGACUGGAUAAAUGUUCAAGACAGACCUAAUGAUGUGGAAUCAUUAGUCAGAAAAUGUUUUGAUUCUAUGAGCAGACUUGAUCCAAAGAUCAUUCAGCCCUUUUUGGUAGAAUGUCGACAAACUAUUGCCAAACUAGAUAAUCAGAACAUGAAGGCGAUUAAAGGGCUUGAGGACAGGCUUUAUGCAUUGGACCAGAUGAUAGCUAGCUGCAGCAGACUGGUAAAUGAACAAAAAGACCUUGCUCAGGGAUUUUUGGCUAAUCAGAAGAGAGCUGAGAACUUGAAAGAUCCUUCUGUGCUACCUGAUUUGUGUUUGAGUCAUGCAAAUCAGCUGAUGAUUAUGUUAACUAAUCACAGGAAACUGUUAGAUAUUAAGCAGAAAUGUACCACUGCAAAACAAGAGCUUGCAAAUAAUCUACAAGUCAGACUAAAAUGGUGUUGCUUUGUGAUGCUUCAUGCAGACCAAGAUGGAGAGAAACUGCAAGCCUUGUUUCGCCUUGUAACAGAGCUGCUAGAAAGAGUCAAGAUUGUAGAGGCUCUCAGUACCGUUCCUCAAAUGUACUGUUUAGCUGUUGUUGAGGUUGUAAGGAGAAAAAUGUUCAUAAAACACUACAGGGAGUGGGCUGGUGCUUUAAUAAAAGAUGGGAAACUUCUAUAUGAAGCUGAAAAGGCAAAAAGGGAAUCUUUUGGGAAAUUGUUUAGGAAGUCUUUUUUAAGGAAUCGUUUGUUUAGGGGACUUGACUCUUGGCCUCCAUCCUUUUGUACACGAAAGCCUCGCAGGUUUGACAGUGAACUUCCAGAUAUCUCAUUAACUGACUUGCAGUUUCUGCAGUCUUUUUGUCCUGCAGAAGUGCAACCAUUACUCAGGGUUCCCAUACUUUGUGACUUUGAACCUCUUCACCAGCAUGUACUUGCUCUACAUAACCUGGUAAAAACAGUACAAAGUUUGGAUGAAAUGUCUCAGACCAUUACAGACCUGCUGAAUGAGCAAAAGGUCUCCAAUAGUCAAGCAUCGCCACAAUCUGCUACUACACCAAGGAUGGAAAGUGCUAAAGGAACCACAUUUGCUACCUCUUCUAGAACUCCUCCAUCACUCAGUCUUCAGGGUCCCUUGUGUCCUCCUGUGUGUCCCCCAGCUCCAUUAGAUGAAUUGUCACCAGACAGCAUUGAUGCUCAUACAUUUGAUUUUGAAACAAUCGCUCAUCCAAACUUAGAGCAAGCCCUUAAGCAAGGGUCUUUAGACUUGGAUUCACUAGCAGAAAGUCCAGAGUCAGACUUUAUGUCGGCAGUGAAUGAGUUUGUAAUAGAGGAAAAUCCAUCAUCUCCUAAUAUAGUAAGUGAUCCGCAAAGUCCAGAAAUGAUGGUGGAGUCCCUCUAUUCUUCAGUUAUCAAUGCAAUAGACAAUAGACGUAUGCAAGACACAAAUGUUUGUGUAAAGGAGGAUUCUCUAAAUGCUCGCAAGGAGAAGUGUAGAGUUGUUGCACAGGAAUCACAGUUUAAUUUAAGAAACAUAAAAGAAGACCUCUGUCACUUUAGAACAUUUGUACAAAAAGAACAGUGUGACUUUUCGAAUUCUUUAAAAUGUACAUCAGUAGAAAUAAGGAAUAUUAUACAAACAGUAAAGCUUUCACUUGAAAAAGCACUGAAAGAUAAACAUGAAAAAGAAUUGCAAUCUUUGAAAAGUGAGUAUGAAACUAGAAUUGAUACAUUACUAAAAGAUGCUGAAGAAAACAAAAAAAAGAUUAAAAAGUUAACAGGAGACUUAAUAGGUCUUGAAGAAGUUUUGCAAAAUAAAGAUAAUGAAUUUGCGAUAGUGAAGAAUGAAAAAGAAGCUGUUGUUUGUCUGCAGAAUGAGAAAGAUCAGAAAUUACUUACAUUGGAAGGCCAAAUGAAAGAUCAGAAUUGGGAAAUUAAAGAACUGAGGCAGUCGCGUGAGAUGGUAUUGGAAGAUUUGAAAAAACUUCAUAUUGAAAAUGAUGAAAAAAUUCAGCUUUUGAGGGCAGAGCUUCAGAGUUUGGAACAAAGUCAUCUUAAAGAAUUGGAAAACAAUCUAGAAAUCAGGCAUACGCAGGAAUUUGAGAAACUAAUAGCUGAGCACAAGAAUUGUUUAGAUAAGUUAAAAAAAGAAAACCAGCAGAGAGUCGAACAAAUGCAGGAAUCUCAUGCAGCAGUUGUCCAAGAGAAGGAGCAACAGAUAGAGAAGUUAAAACUCAAAGUUUCUGAUCUGUUUGACGUGAGGUGCAAAUUAGAAGUUGAACUUGCACUGAAGGAAGGAGAAACUGAUGAAAUGAAGAUUUUGUUGGAAGAAAGCAGAACUCAGCAACAGGAGAUCCUAAAGUCCCUUAUUGAUAAGGAAACUGAAAAUUUAAGAAAGGAGUUAGAUAACUUAAACCAUAAGAUACAAGUUAAUGAUGAUGAAUAUCAAGUGGGCCUAGUAGAGCUAAGAACUUUAAUGACAAUUGAGAAAGAUCUGUGCAUUUCAGAAUUAGUGGACAGACAUGAAGAAGAAACAAAUGUUCUUAAAAUUGAAUUGAACAAAGUAACCGCUUUACAUCAAAAAGCUUUUGAAGCAGAAAAAAGUCUCAAAGAACAAAUAAUAGAACUACAGAGUAAGUUAGAAGUGGAAGCGAAUGCCCUAGAAAAGCAAAAAGAGGAAAAAUUGGCUGUGUGUGAACAGAAGGACAAAUUUGAAGCUGUUAUCCAUAAUCUUGAGAAGGAAAAAGAACUGUUAAUAACUAACCAAGAACAGGAAAGAAAACUACUUGUUCAAAAGCUCUGUAGUGAAAAAGAGGAUGCAAUACGAAUAACCCUUAAGGAGUUUGAAUUACAGAGGGAAGCUGUUGAAGAAGAACUCUUGGAAAAAAUACAACUACUUGAGAUGCAAGUAAAUCAGAGGUACUGUAAGAAUUAAGUUGUACUUUGUUAGUGAUCUAAAAAUAAGAUAAUUCAACAAUUUUUAUAGUGUACUGCAUUUACAAGGUAGUCUACAAUACACCACCUCAGUUCCUAGACAUUUAUGAUGCAGUUUAACUAUUUUGACUUAGAGUUUCAAACUGUUAAGACUCAUAGAUAACAUUUUUUUGCAUCAGUGGACUCUAUCUCAAGAUAUUUUGUAGAGAUAAGUUAAAUUACUGUUCCUUAACGUGCUGGAAAGAACUUCAAAAUGAGUAGUGGAUUUAAAACCAAGUUUAAUACAAGCUUUUAAAAAAAAGUCAGUGUCUGUAAUUAAUUAAUUUUAAGGUUUGAAACAUUUUAAAAUAUUUUCAAAAAAUAGGGCUUUUGAAUUUCAACUUCAUAAACUACUGAAAACUGUCACACAGAUCCUAAGCACAAGCAGAGUUUGAUAGAUUCAUUAUUUUAACAUCUCAACUUUUUAUCCUUGCGUUUGGAGUGUACAAUAUUAUCUUCUCGCCAUCUUGGCCAAAAAAAGACAACUAUUUAAAAAAAAAUUGGAGUAACUCAGGGUUGGUUCUAUGCAAAUUGUACAUCAUCCACGUUAGUUCACACAAUCUGCAAAGAUCUAGUUAUGGUGCUGGUCCACGGUGCAAUGGAAAUUUUAGAAACAGGUAUAUUGUUAUAUGGUACCUGAAAGCUGCUUUGAGAAACCAUAUUCCCUUUUUGGCAACCAACCACUCAUUUGCUGGCAGCAGAUAAACCUGCCACUUGCUAGCUGUUCCAUGAUAACUUACCUGAAAUAUAUCAUCUUAUGCCUCUGAAAGGAAGUUCGAGUGUGGCAACCAGAAAUUCAUUAGGUUUACAGAAAAAAGAGAUCAAAUGUUGUUUUUGUUUAAGCACUGUGCAAACUUCAUUUACUUUCAUAGUCACAUAAAUAUAACAGAGGGCAGUAUUUUGUUAUUUAUAU